AACACCGCGAAGCCUCAGUGAAUGAACAGACGCCAGUGAGGAGGAAUGCGCGUGUUGUGCUCUUGAUAUUUUGUCCCAGAUCUAGUGCUUCAAUUUUCUUUGCUUACAUUUAAUCGGCGAUCACGAUGGUGCAGAGUUACCAGUCUCCCGUGAGGGUGUACAAAUACCCCUUCGAAUUGGUCAUGGAGGCGUACGUGCGGCGCUUCCCGACGUGUGACAUGAUCCCCAUCAUGGCCGGGACUGACGUCAUCAAGGAGCACACGUCUAAAGAUAAGGCGGUCACGCAGAUCUCGCGGCGUUGCAGGUUGCAUGUGGAGGCGCCUUAUCUGCUCAAAAAGAUUAUGGGGGUAGAGUUCAUCUUCUUUGUACAGACCAACACACUUGAUAGGAGGAACCGCACUCUUCAUAUUGAAGCUUAUAAUGAGAGCUUCUCCUCAAGAGUCACUAUUCAAGAAAACUGCAAAUACUCUGUACAUCCAGAAAAUAGUGAAUGGACUUGCUUCGAACAAACUGCAAGCUUAGAUGUAAAGUCUUUCUUUGGAUUUGAGAGUACAGUUGAAAAAAUUGCAAUGAAGCAGUACUCAUGCAGUGUAUUUCCUCAGGGCAAAGAAAUAAUUGAACACUUCAUUGAAGUGCUUCGAAAGGAGAACAUCACGGACGUCCCCAGAUGGGUUGAGCCGACGACAAAGGCCACGGCCGAGAUCUGUGAUGCUGAAGAGGUUAAGAAGGAGGAGGAGAGCAGUGAGGCUGAGAGCAGCUCCGAGGAGUCCGAACUCAGGGAAAGAACCAGCAACAACAACAAGCUGGAUGCAGACUACAUCAAGAGGUGCUUAGGUGACCUGACCCCACUCCAGGAGUCAAGAUUAAUACAACUCAAGAAAUGGGUUGGCGAGCUUCAGAAAGGAAAGGUCCCCAGUGAUGCUUGCCUUCUGAGAUUCUUGCGGGCGAGAGACUUCAACAUCGAGAAAGCCCGGGAGAUGCUGAGCCAUUCCCUGAUAUGGAGAAAGAAGAACCAAAUUGACAAGAUCAUGAACGAGUAUCAGAUCAAUCAGGUGGUGAAAGACUUCCCAGGAGGGUGGCACCACCAGGAUAAAGGGUAUGGACAGGGAAGACCUCUGUACCUUCUGAGACUGGGUCAGAUGGAUGUCAAGGGACUGGUGAAGUCUGUGGGUGAAGAGGGACUGCUCAAACAUACUCUGCACAUCUGUGAAGAAGGCCUCCGGCUAACUGAAGAGGCCACAGCCAGUCAGGGUCAACCAAUUACAAACUGGACUCUCCUGGUUGACCUAGAAGGCCUGAACAUGAGGCAUCUGUGGAGACCAGGCAUCAGGACCUUACUAAAGAUAAUUGAGAUUGUAGAGGCAAACUACCCUGAGACUAUGAGUCGAGUUCUCAUUAUUCGCGCUCCUCGUGUUUUUCCGAUUCUGUGGACACUUGUUUCUACAUUCAUCGAUGACAACACAAGAUCAAAGUUCCUCUUCUAUGGUGGAAAUGACUACCAGGGCCCAGGUGGCUUGGUUGACUACAUGCCAAAGGAAAAUAUCCCUGAUUUCUUAGGAGGUGAAUGUAAGCGAAGCACACUUUCUCGCUUAGGCCCAGUACCCGAGUCCUUGUACACUGUCACGUACCCAGACGAGUUGGAACUUAGAAGUAUGGUGCAUGAGGGAGGUUUGGUGCCAAAGAGCAUGUACCAGCCUGGAGAGGAAUUUGAUGGAACAAGGCAACACAUCCUCCUCUCGGAACAGUCUGUUUAUCACUCUGUGUCUCUAGGCCGUGGACAGGUGCAUGAGGUGGUGCUGUUAAUUGAGGAACCUGGUUCAGUUAUCUGCUGGGACUUUGACGUCAUGAAGAGCGAUGUCACUUUCUCUGUUUUACGCACCAAGGUUCCCAUCACAAAUCGGCAGGAGCCACACUCACCUACAGGUGCAAUGGGUGUGAUUGAUGCAGUGAUUGGCACUGAUGACCAGCAUCGCUCUGUGAUUGAGAAGACUUGGCGAGAAGGUCACGAGUACUUCCGUGUCGAACCUCAGCUAGUUUGUCAUGAUGGAGAAAGUAUACAGGGGUCUCAUGUGACGUCACACAUGGGGACGUACAUAUUACAGUGGCGCUACUAUGAGUCAACGCAGCACACCUCACCCUUAGAUAUUAUUGAUACCAUAACUGCACCCAAGGCAAAGAUUAUGUAUUACUAUGAGACUCUCAAGUCAGCAGACUAUAGGGGAUCCAUGACAAGCCUUCAGUCCUGUCAGAGUGGCUUCUCAUCCCUGUCAUCCAACACCAACAAGUCAGCGACGUCAUCCUGUCCGUCCCGCUGACCUUGAUGAAUUGAAUAUUAGGGAUCAAAGUGUUUUUCUUAAUCAGGGUUGAAAUCACUCUCUUGACUUGAACUGAAGUAGAGUACAACUAUUCUUUAUCAAUUUUCUUGUUUCUUUCUUUUUGUUUUUAAGAAAGAGCCUAAGUAUUCUAAACAUUUUGGAUCUUCAGGUUUUUGUAAAUCCUAAUUAUAGCUGCUGUGAAAAAGAAAUCAAGAAAAAAAAAUAUCCUGGUACUAUCUUGGAAUUUUUAGCACGAAAGACCCAUUAUUGUUAUCAUCCUUUUCCAUAUGAUAAUAUGGAUGGUGUUAUUCCAAGUAUUUCCAGCCUUUGUGGUUUAUGCAAAUCAAAGGUAUUUUAGACUGUAUGGGGGAUGUAUAUCAUAAGAAUUCUGCUGUGGCAUGGAUAGUUACAGGGUAUUUUUCAUGAAUUGAAAUUUUGAGGAAUUCAUCAUUGCUGUUCGAGUAUCAAAUUUGCCUGACUUCCCGCAUAAUGAUUAAUGUAGACUUUAGAAUGCUCUUGCCAAACUGUCACAAAAUGUACCAGUGAUAAUAGAGAAGCUCCUAUCAUCUCAUAAGCAAUAGGUACAAACAGUUGUUUCGUAAUGGUAGAGCCCAGCUGGUGCUUGUGGCAUUGUACACAUCUCUAGUGGAAUGGAAGCCCUGUGAAAAGGGGUCAGACUUUAUGUAGAAACCAUCACUCUGUUAUAUUUGGCAUUAAGAGUUCUGAAUUCAUGUUACCAAAUAUUUGUUUCUAGAAAUUGCAAGCAUGAUUGAUAUUCUUAAAAAGGAGUUUAGGAUGUCUGCAUAUUAUUUUUUGAAGAUGUUCUGUGAAACGACACCCUCCUUGGGAAUACCUCUUGGCAUAUACCUCUAUUGUGAGUAUUUUAGUAUUUUCACACAGAAAAUAGUCUAGUUUUUACAUAGAUUUAUCAGCAAGAAAGAUGCGAGUCUUGAGCUUGGCUCACUUUCAGUAAUGUCUUGUUAGACAAUUGGAUUACUUUAUUUUUUAUUUGUUUCUACAUAGUUAAAAAGAAGUUUGCUCAAUGAAAUGGUACAAUAAAAAAAUACAAAUGAUCAUAUAUGUAAGUAAUGUAGAAAUACAUCUAAUAGAUUGAGUAAACAGAUCAUCAGCUCAGUGUAGAGAAAAUUUAGCUUUCGUAGAAACUCCUCAUGAAAAUCCCAGAAGUGCAGAGGAGUCCCCGAGAAGAGGAAUAAAUAAAAGAAAAAAAAAAAAGAAUCCUAAACAUUCUUGUAACUGUAGCUUCUAUGAAGACUUGAUUAAGAGUAGGUAUUGUGCAGAGAGGAUAACAUGAUUUUACAAAAGCUUAGAGGGUCAUGUAUUAUUUUACUAUACCAUUAGGGAAUGCUCAAGAAAUGUUUGAAAUAGGAGAUCAAGAAAUCAAAUGUGAAACUGUUUGUUCUUGUAAUGAGCAGAGAAUUUGUGUGAUUAAUUAGUGAGUCAAACUCUAAGAUGAUGUCCCCUGUAAGGUGUCAAAUAGGCAUCUUUUUCCCCGUCUUCCAUAAAGGUCUAUCAUCCAUCAUUCACCAACCACAAUUCAUGACUUGAGCAAACGAUUAUCACCAGAGAGAAAGCAGAAUGUGAGAUAUUGGUAAUAUUAUAGUAAUUCCAUAUAUUUUAAAAACAAGUACGAAGAGUUAGUGUAGGGCCUAGCAUAAAAUAUGAAUUAAGAAAAAGCCUCUAUAUGCACAUGUUUAGUAUUGUUGUAAGGUAUGUGUAUGCAUAUGUACAUGCUUGCACAUUGUUAAAACUCAGUGUAGAUCACUGAAGUCCAUUUUAUAGUGUAAUUAUUAAAUGAAAUCAGUAAAAAAAAAACUAUUGCAGAAACUGUACAACUGUCAGUUAUUUUAUUCAGUUGAUAGUAUACAUGCUUCAUUGUUAUCUGUCGGAGAAGGAAGCUAAAAUUUGAUAUGUAUAUUCAGGUCAUUGAUUAGUUUUUUGGGGGAAAAAAAGUGAAUUGCCAGCAAUCUUAAAGUUGUCCAGUGACUGUCUUUAGGCAUGUUUAGUCUAGUCCAACCAUAUCAUAAGAGAUUGUUAUAAAUUAUAUUGUAGUUAUUUCUGAUUUUGGUAAUUUUAAAUACUAAGGCUGAACAUAGAAAGAUUUAUUAUUCUAAAUAAGAAUGUUACUGGAUAGAAAUUGGACCUAAAAUGCUGUAUACAGAGAAUGGGAAGCCAGUUUUGUUUAUCACAGCAAUUUCAGGUCAAUUUGUAAGCACCAUGUGGCUGUAAAUUUCACAUUCAAAACUACAUUUUCAAUUUAGUGGCAUUGGGCUGCCUGGGGCCAACAUGCACCCAUAGUUCUCUAGCAAGGAAAUAUUAAUUUUCAUUUAUAUGAAACUAGUUUCUAAUGGUAAUCGUGAAUAAAAAUAAAAGCAAAUACCUUUAUUAAGAAGGUUGCAUGGUGGGUAAUGAUAUCUUCCACCAAAGUUUCCUGUCUUAAUGUAUACUUUUUGUUAUAUCACUAGAAUUUUAUAUGAAAGAGUGUCUUCUGUUCUUGGUAUGUUUUUAAGCCUCCAAAGGAUUUUUACUUCAGUUUUUUACUUUCCUUAGUAGCUGAUGUGGGCAUUCUCACUAAAACUAAAAAAAGGAAAGUUUUGUGUGCCUCACCCUAAGUAAAACAGGAUUGUGCAUUUCUCUCCCAUGAAAAUUGUGCUGAUAAAUUUGGUGAAAUUGCUUCUUGUAUACCAGCCUGAUAUGAUCUCUCUGCCAAGUUAUUUAUAGGUUUGAGUGAUAUUUAGUGUAUAAAACUGGCUGUAGAGUAUUUAUGUAUUAUAAUUUCUUGGGAAAUUUGUGUAUCCUUUAAGGAUAUGUGUAUAUCUUAUGUGGAGACAUAGGAUACACCUCGUCGUUAAUGAAUACACAGUGGCAACACAAUUGUUUUAAGACAGUUGUAGUAGAUCUGCAACUAGUAUUCUUGAUUGCUGUACUGGUGCCCUGGUGGUAGGUACAUGUGUGGUAAGAGUAGGAAAGUGUACUUGUUACAGGUAGGAUUUUAGGGGCUGGUCAUUUUGAUGAAAAAUGUUCUUGAAUAUUUCCCUUUGUUUCUCUCUUCACACCUGUUGUUUAAGUCAUCUUUUCUCUUAAUUUCUUUACGUAGCAUCACCUUGAAAAUGAUUUGAGAAGGUGAAUUUAGCUUAAGGUUUUAAUGAAUAAAGAAUAUUGAAUUAUUAUAUAACAUUGUAAAUUGGUUUUGUCAAUACUGUAAUAUGCAAGGUCCUUGUUUUUUAAUGGUGUAAUUUGUUGUUAAUAUUUUAACCAUAAAAUAAAAUAAGAAUAUUUUUUUUGGAGAAGACCAAAGUGACUCCACCCUCCAUCUGAUACUGGAAAUAUUGAUAAGUUUAGAUGAAAAUAAAACAAAUAUGGCUUUUUUAAGGGUAGGAUAAUGCAUUGAAAGUUGGCAAGCAAUAAAGACAUAUUUCUAACUAAAAUUUAGAUAAGAAAAUAGACUUAACAUACAUGACCCAUAAUUUGGAAUAUAUUAUGAUGAUUUUGUAAAUUCCAGAGUGCUUGCUUGGUACCAAUAGUGAUAUUAGACUGAGUCCAGAUAAUGUUGUUUAUAUCCUAGGUUACUGCAUUAUUAUAUGUGCUUUUACAUUUGCACUUGUACACACACACACACACACACACCACUUUCCUAAGUUUACAUAAAAACAGACAUAGGUAUUGGUACUUUUUAAAAGAAGAAGAAUGCAACAGUAAAAAAUAGGAUUAGAAGUCCUUUUUCCUAUGGUUCUUGAUUUAGUAAUAUGUUAUGAUAUUAAUUUUAACAAUAAAAAAAUGCUGAUUAGGUAGUGUUGCUAUGUGCUUUAUUAUAUUCUGUAAAUUAAAGGUGAAGUAUUACAUUAUCUGGAUUAUGGAGCUUAAAACAAGAAACUAGAGUGAUGACAAGUUUCUUGCAUAAAUAUUGUACUUAUCAGGGUGAUACUGUAACAUAGAAUCUGUGCUGCUCUUUUAGUGAGUAAAAAAGAAUAUACAGUAACAUGGAAGAAAA
Molecule: messenger RNA, 6324 nt
Organism: Penaeus monodon (black tiger shrimp)
Lineage: Eukaryota; Metazoa; Arthropoda; Malacostraca; Decapoda; Penaeidae
Gene: retm
Product: SEC14-like protein 1
Cellular component (GO): cytoplasm
Source: RefSeq, a predicted model, not a curated record